AUGUGGGCGGUGAAUUCGUCACUGACGUUCGAGCACGAUUCGAUGAAUCCCGAUAUCGUGCUAUCGUUUCGGAAGGGUUUUCACACGUUCGUAGAUCCUCGACAUCAAGGUAGCCGAAUAUGUCCGUCCGAAGUGUCGGAGGUGCACAUCGAGCUGACCGCUAAGCCUGACGAUACGAUUCAUCUGCUACAUACGUUGACGCACGAGAUCGGCCACGCGUUAGGAUUACAUCACAGUCCUCAGAAAAAUGCGAUAAUGUAUCCCUUCUAA
Pogonomyrmex barbatus (red harvester ant) is the source of this 270-nucleotide messenger RNA. Its product is annotated as matrilysin-like. The record is from RefSeq and is a predicted model, not a curated record. Lineage: Eukaryota; Metazoa; Arthropoda; Insecta; Hymenoptera; Formicidae.